Molecule: messenger RNA, 1030 nt
Organism: Musca domestica (house fly)
Lineage: Eukaryota; Metazoa; Arthropoda; Insecta; Diptera; Muscidae
Product: alpha-tocopherol transfer protein
Exons: 3
Coding region: 29-955 (308 amino acids)
Cellular component (GO): membrane
Molecular function (GO): phosphatidylinositol bisphosphate binding
Source: RefSeq, a predicted model, not a curated record
GUUAUACCACGUCCAACGUCCAUAACAAAUGCCCAAAUCGCCCCGUUCCGAAGUGGAAAUAACAACCGAGACAACAAGCAAUGGCAGUAAGGAUAUAUGUGAUACCAGUUUGGCCUCUCUGCAGAGUUGGCUUAAGAAGACACCACAUUUAAAGGCCCGACCGGAUCCGAAAUCGCUGUUGGCAUUUUUACGCUAUUGUCGUUUCGAUUUGAAUGAGACGAAGAAACGUUUGGAUAGUUUUUAUUCCCUGAAGGGUGUUUUUCCAGAAGUUUUAAUGAAUCGCCGCUUGGACGACCAUAUGAUGACACUGUACAGGCAAGGCAUCCACACAAUAUCUCUGAAAGCAACAUCCAGCGAUGGUCCUCGUUUUGUCAUAUCACAGUAUAGCAAAUAUGAUCCAAAGAUAUGUAAUGCCAACGAUAUAUUUAAAUUACUCUUCAUGCUAUUGGAAAUCCUGACCAUGGAGGAGGUGACUGCCGGUGCAACCGGAAUCGUAUACAUUGUGGAUGCCCGUGAUGUCUACAUGGAACAAAUGAUGCAAUAUCAUCCUUCAUUGCUGAAGAAAACCUGGAUGCUGAUGGAACAUUGUUUUCCUUUGGAAUUCAAGGAGAUCCAUUUGCUUAAUGUGCACAAAGAGAGGCGGACCAUUUUUAAUUUCAUCACAUCGUUCCUACCCAAAAAACUUUGCACAAAGUUUGUGUUGCAUGAAAAAGCGGAGGAUUUGUAUGCCCAUAUACCGCGAGAUGCCAUGCCCGUGGAAUAUGGCGGUCAUAAUGGCUAUCAGUUCGAAGCUCUAAAACAUUGGGAGUUAAUAAUGCUGAAAUACCAGGACUACUUUGCCACAGAUGAUAAUUAUGGAACGAAUGAAAAACUACGAGUUAGCAUUGGAAACAAUUUGGAGAUUUCCUUGUUAUCCGGUUUGAAUGGUUCAUUUCGUAAAUUAAAUGUGGAUUAGUAUUUGAGGAUUGUAUAUAUUAAACAUAUAAAUUAGAAUUGUAUGUAUUUAACAACCAUCCAGAAGAAAUGAAUU